AUGGCACGGAUGAGGGUUUCGAGAAGUACUGCGGUGAGGCCCUUCGUCAGUACAUCGGAAGGCCGGAUGCGGUCGACUACUACCUCGCGUACUUCCAGUUCGAACAGGACAACGAAACCGUUUGGCGCAAGUCCGAUAUCGUCGAGUACCUGACCGGCAGACCGGCGAAGCGUCUCGCGGAGUGGCUCGUGGAGAAUCGUGCCGCGGUCCUGGGAACCGGGACGCCAUCGUGACUGUCCCCCAGCUCUUGACCUGUUGCGCCGCCGCUCCGACCAUGGACGGAUGAGUCCACAACCCGCCGCAGCGACGAAACAGGCCGCCCGUGCGAUGCCCGGAGAUGUCGCUCUGGAGCUCCUCGACGAUCUCGACCGGGUGGCGAUCGACGUGAGUACUCACGUAUCGCAACUGCAAGACGCUCCAGCCGCGCUGGACAAGAGCACAUAUCUUGAGGUCCUGCACCGUUCGACAUCGGCCAAUAUAGGUGCUGUUAUGUCGAGUCUGGCGUACGGGAUCGAUCCAACCUCGGUCUCACCGCCGCACGGGGCGCUGGAACUCGUCGACCAUGUCGCCUGUGAUCGGGACGGACUCCCCGUUCUCCUGCGCAUCUAUCGGCUUGGCGCUGCCCAGACGGCACACUACUUCCUGCGUUGUCUGGGACAGCGCGUAUCGGACACCGAAACACUGGCAGCUCGUAUUGACGGCAGGCAAGUUAUCUCGACGACUAUGUCGAUCACGUCAUGCAAUGCCUGAGCGAUCAGUGGGCUGA
Molecule: messenger RNA, 766 nt
Organism: Spirodela intermedia
Lineage: Eukaryota; Viridiplantae; Streptophyta; Magnoliopsida; Alismatales; Araceae
Source: the annotation of a GenBank genome assembly